This is a messenger RNA of Xenopus laevis (African clawed frog), 1988 nucleotides long. RefSeq names its product CLOCK-interacting pacemaker S homeolog (gene cipc.S). Lineage: Eukaryota; Metazoa; Chordata; Amphibia; Anura; Pipidae. Gene Ontology annotation, cellular component: cytosol; nucleus. Gene Ontology annotation, biological process: negative regulation of circadian rhythm; negative regulation of DNA-templated transcription. The record is from RefSeq and is marked provisional.
UCACAAUCUUCGGGCUUUCCGGGACUGCUGCUUAUGUUAUGAAAAUCGGAACUGUCCCGCGGAUAGAUUGUCUAUAGAGCGGCUCUAAGAAGAUAUGGAGAAGAAUCAGAAAUGUGCAACUGAACAAGAAAGAUUUAAGGCUAGAUCAGGUCAUGGGGAUGGUCAGAGAGCAGAGCCCAGAAAGACACAGACCACUACAGAAUCUGAUAAAGAUUCCGGCUACUCAGAUGUCGCAUCAGAGUGCCUAAGCUCUGUUGAGCAGACUGAUACAGAAGAGGGUCCAACUACAUCACGCUGGAAUGUAGCAUUGAAGCCCUCAGGCAAAACUCCAUCGCAGCCACAGUCAUUGGUCGUCUUGAAAAACCUGCUUGUUGAUCAGGGGUCUGGUCCUGAACCUAAUGCCAGCUCCUGGGCUGUCCAUCCUUCCAUUCAGCUGCUUCAGACUUCCCCACAGAUUGUCUUCUUUCCUCCUACUGUGUCUUCUUCCAAGCCUUCCACCUGUAGAAAAGAUGCCAAGUACCUGCCCAUCUUAAAAUCCUACACAAAGAUUGCACCACAUCCAUCACACCGUGUCUCCAAUAUAUCACUUCCCUGUGCCAGAAAGAGGGGCCCAGAUGAGAGGCCUCAUAACCAGACAAAGAGGCAGUGUUCCAAGGGCCACAGUGGGAGUCGAAAAGGGAUGGAUGCAGCAACUUUGUUAGAUACAGGAGUACAACAAGGCCCAGUUGACCAAAAUGUGAAAGAAAGUUCUGUCUCUGCCAAGAACAAAGAGCUGGACAUACAACUAACAACUCAGAACAUUAAUUCAAAUGAGAAGGGUUCCAGAGUUGCUUCCUUGGAUACACAACAGAACCUUCUCAGUGCUGGUCAACAAAACAAAUCACAACGCUUUCAGAAUACCCUGGAUAUUUUGCACCGCUCUGGCUUGCUGAGCAUUGCCAUGAAAACGAAGGAAUUGGCACGGCACAACCAAGCUACACAAAGCCAGUUGGAGAAGCUGCAAGAGCAGGUGCAACUUUAUGCCACAGCAAUGAGCAGUAACAACCCUCAAGACUGGCAGAGACUUCAAGAUUCAUUGGCAGAGGUUGUUAAAGGAGAUACAGAGGACCUGUCAGUCAGAGAAAUGGAUUUGUAAUGUUUCAUUUGUAGGCUCUAAUUGUUAGUGAUAUUUGUUCUGUCUGCCCAAGACCACUCUCUACCAAAAAAAGAGACCAAUAAAAGAUACAGAUUGUUAGAAAACCUGUCUAUCCCCAUAUCAGCGUAUGUUCACACAUAAUUUCAAAUAAGAAUGAGAGUACAUUUUAUCAAAGAGAGUUGGGGUAAGAUAGUGCUGUCUCAAAGCUGGAGGCAGCUGGUUCAGGAAAAGGAGAUAAUUCAGUGGUGAAGCUUAGUGGCACCAGAGGGGCUGCUGUAAAAUACCAUAACAGUUACUAUUUAUUGUGCUAGAGAGGUGCUGUUUGGGCUUCUGUGUACUUGGAAUGCCAGAGCAUAUUUUAUACCCAAGGCUGGAUCCGGUACAGAGAACACAAUAGUCGCUUGGCUUUGAGAGAGGGGUAGGGUUGCCACCAUUUCUGGAAAAAAUACCAGCCUUAUUUAUUUUUUUCCAUGAUAAUAACAUUGGGAUCAGCCAUAAUUUUUACCGGGCAGGCAUGUAAAUACCGGCCAGGUGGUAACCCUAGAGAGGUGGCAUGAACUGUUAGCAAGUUAUGUGCAUUCUAAGAAGAAGGGAUUGGUGGCAGAGUUUUACAAUUUAUCACAGCUAAGAUAUUUGACUAAUCUCUGCUUACAUGCUGUGUUUGGCAAGUAGUGCAAGGCUGGCCUUUACUACAUUGUAUCUAAACAUAAGAUUUCAUUUUAUUUCAUUUUGUAGGUGUGGAGUAAUUAAAUAUGUGAAUAUUUCUAACCAACUCCAAAUCAGUCUAUGUAUGGCUUCUUUGUACACUUUCAUUUCAUACAGAAUAAAUAAAUAAAAAAUACCUAUUUAACAC